Leptosia nina is the source of this 288-nucleotide messenger RNA. Lineage: Eukaryota; Metazoa; Arthropoda; Insecta; Lepidoptera; Pieridae. The record is from the annotation of a GenBank genome assembly.
AUGUCUUCUGAGGCUUCAUUAGAGCGACAUGAGAGGCCUAGUUUUCUUCGCCGAGUUGGAACAAGUUGUAUGAAAGCCGCAUUUUCACAAGUGGGAUUGGUUGUCUUAGUGAUAAUAUACGUACUGCUUGGUGCUUUGCUGUUCGAGUACCUGGAGUCAGGACCCAAUUUGGAGAAGCGGUCGGCGAUUCAGCGUUCGAGGGACGAGUGCCUUAAGGAGUUGUGGGCAAUUACAGGCAGUGCGAAGGACAGAGGUUUCUAUUAUCAAAUUAUUGAGGAUAGUAAUUAA